Truncatella angustata is the source of this 2043-nucleotide messenger RNA. RefSeq names its product major facilitator superfamily domain-containing protein. Gene Ontology annotation, cellular component: membrane. The transcript is spliced from 3 exons. Lineage: Eukaryota; Fungi; Ascomycota; Sordariomycetes; Amphisphaeriales; Sporocadaceae. The record is from RefSeq and is a predicted model, not a curated record. Gene Ontology annotation, molecular function: transmembrane transporter activity. The coding region runs from base 108 to 1688 and encodes 526 amino acids. Gene Ontology annotation, biological process: transmembrane transport.
UCUGUGCCGCUUGACAACUCGUUUUUUAUCUCCCAUUUCCCUCAAUUAAUUGUUAUCUUGCGUUCCCAUGAUCCAUAGCCGCUGUAUAUACUCGUUCCACUAGCAGCAUGUCGACCACACAAACACAGACUAUUUCGUAUCCACUCACCCAAUUCGGGAGUCACCCAGAUAAUAUCAGUGCAUUAAUCCCGUCUGAUAACACAAGUCUCCGGCAACAUGGCGACGGUCUCGUUCGUAAGAGCGCUCGAUUGCAACAAGUUCUCAUUAUUCUACAACUCUUUGUCGUCACUUUCACUGCUAGUAUCAUCAAUGGCCUGGUAAUCGUUGGUCUGCCAACCAUAACUGAGGACCUCCAGCUGCCGUCGUCCUUGGCCUUUUGGCCUGCCUCGGUCUCUGGCCUGGCGACGGCUUCGACGUUACUCUUGGCUGGUUCGGUUGCUGAUUCUAUAGGCCCACGAUGGGUCGAACUGGUCGGGUGCUUCAUGAGCGGCGCUCUUAUGAUUGGUCAGGGCGUAUCCCGGACGGGAGAAGAACUCGUUGCUAUGCGUGCAAUUCAGGGAGUAGGGGUGGCAUUGCAUCUGGCUUCUGCCGUAUCAAUCAUAACACAGACAUUUGCUCCCGGAAAGGGGAGGAACAUGGCGUUCUCCAUGCUGGGUCUAAGUCAGCCUGCAGGAUUUUCUGUUGGUCUCGUCCUUGGUGGUGUUCUCGUAGACUUGGCGGGUUGGCGGGUUGGCUGGUAUAUGUCAGGUGGGCUGACAUUGGUGUUUGGCGUGAUUGGUCUUUGGGCCUUGCCGAAGAGCCAAGAUACCCGGAGUGUUGCCCAGAUGCUCAGCGAUUUGCGUCACAAGAGUGACUGGAUUGGUGCUAUGCUGGCCUCCACAUUCAUGGCUCUGCUAUGUUAUUCGCUCGCUGUUAUCAGUGCUGAUGUUAAUCGCGUCAAGCAAGCCGAUUGUAUCGUCCUAUUGUGUUUGACUGCAGUGGCUUUACCAGCCUUCCUCACGUGGAUGCACCGACAGGUCCGCUUGGGUCAACCAGCACUCAUUCCCAACUCCCUCUGGAAGAACGCGACAUUUUCUAGCAUCUGCGCUGCUAUAGCUCUGUCAUUUGCCGUUAUAAACUCCAUGGAGCUGUUUGCCAGUCUUUUCUUCCAAGAAAUUCAGGAGCUCGAAGCGUUACAAGCAUCAAUUCGUAUUCUGCCAAGUCUAGUCGUAGGGAUCUUGACAAACCUUGUGGUUGGGGCUGUCGUGCACAAGGUUCCUGCGAUUUGGAUUGUCACAUUCACCUCGAUCUUAUGCGCUGGUUCGCCUCUUCUCAUGGCUGUUAUUCAACCAUACUGGCCUUAUUGGGGCAGCGCCUUCGUCGCUCAGCUGCUACAACCUGUCAGCGGCGAUGCUCUCUUCACUGUCGGACUGAUUAUUAUCACUGAAAACUUCUCCGAGGACACACAGGCACUAGCCGGUGCCGUUUUCAAUACAGCUGCACAAUUUGGAAGUGCUCUAGGCAUUGCUAUUCUGCAAGUCAUCUCAACAAUGGUGACCCAGGAGCAGAACACCAAGAAGAAGGAGGAAGCUCUGAUGGCUGGAUACAGAGCCAGUUUUUGGACAAUGUUUGGCUUCAUGCUGUUGUGUACAGUGAUCGGAUUGUUCGGGCUGAGGAGGGCAGGAAGAAUCGGGUUGAAGAGGGAUUAAAAGCCAUACUUUUUACGUAUUCGGGGCCGGGUUACCAAAGUUGGGAACCCACUUGCAUACAAGCUUAAAGCACGAGAACAUGAACUUUGCACAGUCCAUAUCUCAAAGAGGAAGGGUCUUGCCAUGGGGUUGAGACUGAUAUAUUUCAAGGACGCUGAUAGGAUGUCUCGAGAGGAAAUAAUCGAUGGACUGCCACAGUGGGGUGCUUAUAUUCUCUUGUUGUUUAGGAUACAUAUUCCUUUGAUAUUCCGUCGAUGCAAAAAUAGCGCAGUGGCAACAUUCGCUUAAAUCCAUAAGCGGUGUGCCUUUGUGAAAGACAACAAAGAACAAUUCUACGUUGUAUCACUUUCCGGAG